AAAAAACAAAACAAAAUAGCGUGAAGUGAAAUGACAACAACAAAGUAAAGGCAUAGCACAUGAACAGCUAAACAACCCUUGUUCUUGAAAAUUUUCCCGUAUUCAAAAAUUCUUGAAUUCGUAGCUAUUUUAUCAUUAUUUCGUGCAGACUUAAUAUUUGUUGAAUAUUUAACCAAAAACUAAAAUAUUUUUGUGAAUCGGAAGCUCAUAAAGAACUCAGAAGGUAGACAAACGGAGAAGGAAAAGUGAAAUGAAAAUGGAAAGCAAAAAUCCCAUUAUUCAGAAAGAAGCAAAGAAUGCGUGAAUAGAAUGUUUAUGCGCUAAUUGGACAUCGACAUAAAUAGAAUCAAUAAAGUAAUCAUAUUAAUAAAUCGAAGAGUGAAAGGUGUUAUAAAAACAAGUCGCAGAACUAGAAAAAGAAAAAGAGUAGAAGUGUUAAGAAAAGAAGAACGAGACUUUUCUAAGCAUUCGAUUAGUAUGUAGAUGAAAGAAGAGACAUUCAUAGAUAUAUACAUACAUGUGUCUGGAAAUGAAAUCAAUGUGAACACGGCAUGUUAAGCAUUUAAUAGGUGAUGAUCUACUUAUAUAAGAUGAAAAUGUGUGUUAGAUGUGAAAUAUUAUUGACACUUUCGCACUAGUAUGACAAAAGUAGACCAAUCUAUCAAAUUAUUAAGUUAUAAUUAUUGAAAAACUUUUUAUAGACAUAAAAGUAGAGCUUUACACUUGACUGAUUUAAGUAAAACUUCUCCAAUACCGAAACUGCCGUCAAAUGGAUCCAAAAUAAUUUCUAUUAUUGGAUCGCCUUAGACAAUGAUCAUAACUUUAUAUAAAAAAUAUUAAUAAUAACUUUUGGAUAGACUAUCAAGGUUGAAAUAUACAGAAAUUGUCUUGCCUAUACAUAUAUUGUGUAUGUAUAUGUUGAUGUGAUUUAGCCAAGACACAAUUUUUCUAUGAAUUUUUUGCAUCAAAACAAUCUAGUACUCAAAAACAUUGAAUUUUUUAAAAACAUUAAAACAAUAAAAGUAAACAAAAACAUUCAGCAAAAAUGCUCAAUACGAACCAAAAGCCGGUGAAACCUCCGAUUGCUGUAAAGCCUAAAAAUAUUCAAAAAACAAACUAUGUCGUUAUUGCACAAGAUCAUUCAACUCCAAGUAAUAAUAAUAUCCAUAAUAAUAACAAUCGUACACUGCCAACACCAAAUAGAAAUGCAAGAAACGUACAUGUAGAACAAUUGCCAUUUGUAACGAAUAAAGAUGUCAAUCAUUUUUCAUUGCCCUCGUCGUCUCCGUUGCAUCAACAUUACCAGCAACAGCAAUAUAUGCAUCACCAUUAUCGUAUGGGUGAAUGCACAAAUGACUUUGUGAAUAAACAGCAGCAAAUAGAAUAUAACAUGCAGAGUAAUCUAAAUAGGAAUAAUGGAACAUAUACCAUUAAUGGAUCAGCAGAAAUGGAUAAUGAUUAUUAUCGAGACAUGAACGAUGCUGACAUGGUAGACUUUAAAAGCUUUCAUACACCAUCACAUUCGUUUGAUAGCUCUUCCUCAAGCUCGGGUGGAUUUAAGGAUAUUGAUUUCAUUUCCAAAACUAAAGCUGUUUAUGAGAUGUAUGAAAAGGAUGGCAAAAACAUCCAUAAUGAAUCAUAUCAAAUGCCAAAUACAAUUGGACACAGUAAAGUCCAAGAGAUACAAUCAAAAUUGUUUGCAGCCAAACAACAAUUACAGCAAGCCCAUCAAAAUCACAUAAGCAAUGAGCAUUCAAUCGCUGUUAAUCGCCAGCAAUAUCAGAAAUCAUCGAAAGAAUUGGAAAAAUUGUUGAGUAUGAGAGUUGGGCAUGAGAAAAAAAUGCAGGCUGUACAUGCCAAUCAAGAUAAGCCGCCUAUAAGAAGAUUAUCGAAGGGUUGUGAUGAGCAGGUUGAUGAGCAUGGGAUAGUAAACCUCACGAGUCAACUGGCAUUGAACAUAUCAAAACAAAUCCAACAAAAAUUGCAGCAAGAAAUGAAGCAGCAGUGCGAUAUAAUCAAAGAGAAAUUUUUGAUUGAAAAAAUACCAGUACAACAGCAUUACAAAGAUUAUGUGAAUAAUCGAAAUCAACCUGCAAUUGGACUGAAGCAAAAUUCCAAGACAAGGGUUACUUAUUCGGAUGAAUAUUCCGCAUCGUAG
Messenger RNA from Chironomus riparius, 2158 nucleotides. Lineage: Eukaryota; Metazoa; Arthropoda; Insecta; Diptera; Chironomidae. The record is from the annotation of a GenBank genome assembly.